Molecule: messenger RNA, 1452 nt
Organism: Linum trigynum
Lineage: Eukaryota; Viridiplantae; Streptophyta; Magnoliopsida; Malpighiales; Linaceae
Source: the annotation of a GenBank genome assembly
AUGCCCAAUCAAAUGUCUUCCCAAUUGAAACUCCAAGAUAUGUCGCCAAGUUCAAGCAUGGCAGUUCCUGUAGGCUCGGCCACCGACCACUUCCGGCAACCAGCUGCCACCGUCUUGGGAGACCCUGCUGACACCUCCACUUCGACGUCUUCUUCGACGAGUCUGACUCAGACUUUCCACUUCUCAUCUGGAAACCCCAGAAUUGAAGAGACACGAGGGAUCAUGCAUCUUUUCUGUGAAGACUCUCCUUCCCAUCUUCCUGUUGGAAGGAAACCUCUUGUUUCGGUGCUUGGGGUGCCGAACCACAUGACAUAUGCAGACUUUUGCAAGUUUUGUGGUUCUUUUACCCAACACAUAUUAGAGAUGCGGAUUGUCAGGAAUGACGAGAUGGAGGAUAGAUAUAGUAUUUUGAUGAGAUUUCAAAAUCAAGACUCGGCAGAUAAAUUCUACCUGCACUUCAAUGGCAGAGAAUUCAACUCUUUGGAGGAAGAAGUUUGUCGUGUGCAUUUUACCAUUGAUGUCCAGUUCACUGGUUAUAGUGGUUCACAUGAAAAUGGUCAGCCUUCACCAACAAGCACAACUGAACAUUCUUCUUGCCCAGUUUGUCUCGAGAGACUAGACCACGACAUGGGGGGAAUUCUUACGACCAUAUGCAAUCAUUCAUUUCACUGCUCCUGCAUCUCAAAAUGGACAGACUCUUCUUGUCCAGUUUGCCGAUAUUGCCAGCAAAUGCCUGAAAAAUCUGUAUGUUUUAUAUGCCAAACUUCAGAGAACCUAUGGAUCUGUUUGAUCUGUGGAUUUGUUGGUUGUGGAAGGUAUAAGGAAGGACAUGCUGUGAGACACUGGAAGGAUACCCAACAUUGCUAUUCUCUUGAAUUGGAAACACAACGAGUUUGGGAUUAUGCCGGGGACAACUAUGUUCACCGACUAAUUCAAUCAAAAACAGAUGGAAAAUUGGUCGAGCAUACCCAUUGCAUGCAUGCUAGUGAUGGUUGUGGGAGUUGUGGCUGUGUGGACUCUGGAAUCAGCGAGACACUGUUAAGCAGCAAAGUUGAAGCAAUUGUUAAUGAGUACAACGAACUCCUGGCUACACAACUUGAAAACCAGAAGCAGUAUUUUGAGGCUUUACUACAAGAGGUUAAAGACGAAACUGCUCGAAAAACGUCUGAAGCUGUUAAGAAGGUUGUCAGUCAAAAAGUACCAAAGCUGCAGGCCAAGUUAGAAAGAUGUACCAAAGAAAAGAAAUUUCUGGAUGAUCUGAAUGAAAAUCUGGUGAAGAACCCGCAAGUCUGGAAAGUGAAGAUACUACAGAUGGAGGAGAGCGAGAAAAAGGCUCUGAAGUUGAAGGAUGACAAGAUCCAGAUGUUGGAACAACAGCUUCAAGAUUUAAUGGCUCGGUUAGAAGUUGGAACGAUGCCCACUGAGCAGGAUGAGUCAAGCAGCAUAAACUGA